CAUCUGCCCGUCCCCGUGCAGCAGGCCUUCAUCUUUAUCCUUCUCCAUUGUUUCACUUCCUCACUGCGUGCACCUUCUAAUUCCAUAGAUGCUUGCGGAUGCUGCACCUUCUUCUUCUUCCUCCUACUCUUCCCUUACUUUCCGCUAAAACCUCACCAAAACCCUAAAUCCAAUUUCCCCCGAUCUCCCUUCCUCCAUGUCUGCUCACGCCGAAGCUUGCGAUCCGCUGCUGCAUUCGUUGUUCCGGACUUUCCUUUUCAAAUUGUAGAAGUUAGAGGUUCGUAUUCUUGUGGAUUUCAAGUUUGAGGACUGAUUAGGUUGGAAAGCAUGAAGCGGGAGUUGGCUUUUGCUUUGGAGGUUCAAUCUCAGCUCGAGGGGUCUCUCGGUCAUACUCGUAGCGAGACUCUGGCUGAGGCAAGGUCGAGUAGUUGUUUAGACGAGGCUGCUCGGAGUAGUAGGUGCAAGAGAUUCAAAGGCUCUGUUGUCAAUGGUUUGAUUGUGUAUACUAGAGGAAGGAAGUCUCRGAUCAAUGUGUACAGCGGGUUUUCUGGGAAUGAGAAUAGUAAGACGUGUAAUAGCGCGGUAGGGCACGAAAUUGUUCGAAGCUUGGCGGUUGGUGAGGAUAGUGGGACUGACGAGGUUCAAAUUCAAACUAUAGCUUCGGAGAAAUCAAAUUGCAAUUCGACGAGUCUUAUCUGUAAGAAAGAGUCUACAGAUAAGGAAGAUGGCGCAGAGGAGAAUCCCGUAGUUAUCGCAGAGGCUAGAAAAGUUGAGAAGAAUUUGCCUGAGUGGGGAAUUAAGCGAUUUACACGCUCCUCAUUAAGACCGAAGAUUGAGCCCGUGGAAGAAGGCUCCCCGAUUACAAUUGGGUCUGUUAAAACGGAAGUUAUUUCAGAUUUGGGCGGGGCAACAAGUGAAACAGUCAACUCUCUGUCAACUCCGAAGAAUAAGCUGGAGUUAAAAAUGUCGAAGAAGAUUGCAUUGAAUAAGAAGCCAAUGACCGUGAGGGAGCUGUUUGAUACUGGUUUGCUGGAGGGGGUACCUGUCAUCUACAUGGGUGUAAAGAAGGCGUAUGAUUAUGGUCUGCGCGGUACAAUUAAAGAUGGUGGGAUUUUGUGUACAUGCUCGUCCUGCAACGGAUGCAGAGUCAUUCCUCCUUCACAAUUUGAGAUCCACGCUUGUAAACAAUAUAAACGAGCGGCACAGUAUAUAUGUCUUGAGAACGGGAAGAGCCUGCUCGACCUGUUGAGAGCAUGCAAGGGAAGUMGGCAGACACUAGAGGCCACCAUACAAAGUCUGAUUACCUCUUCUCCAGAUGAAAAAUAUUUUACGUGUAGAGAGUGUAAAGGAUGCUUUCCUUCAUCAAUUGGACAAGUGGGGCCUUUAUGCUCUUCGUGCGAGGAUUCGAAGCGAUCUCAGUGCACGCCCACAUUGCCAACUCCCCUCACUUCGGCAACUGUUAAGAGAUUGAGGUCAACCGAGCCGACCACAUCAAAAUCAUCUGGAAGUGCUCCAGUACAGAUUGCUCCACGAUAUAAACGUAAAUGGGUGAUCAAAGCAAAGUCAAAAUCGUCAGAGUACAUUUCCAUCUCAAGAUCCUCAAAAAGUGCACCGAUGCGUAUUCCUUCAAAGAAUAAGAGUGCAUUGAAGAUGAGAAAAAAGUCACUGAAACCAGCCUCGAUGUCAAAGUCCUCCCAAACUGUUUCAAAGUGCAGUUCUUCAUUAGCUAAAAAUCAGUGGAAAAUAACUAUGAAAGAUCAGAGGUUGCAUAAGUUGGUUUUUGAGGAAGGCGGAUUACCUGAUGGAACUGAAGUAGCGUAUUUUGCAAGGGGACAGAAAUUGCUUCAAGGUUAUAAGAAGGGGUCUGGAAUUUUAUGUUGCUGCUGCAAUUGUGUGGUCAGUCCUUCACAAUUUGAAGUUCAUGCUGGUUGGUCUUCUCGCAAAAAACCUUAUGCAUACAUUUACACGUCAAAUGGGGUUUCUCUGCAUGAAUUAGCAAUCUCUCUCUCGAAAGGUCGCAAGUACUCUGCAAAGGAUAAUGAUGACUUAUGCAUCAUAUGUCUAGAUGGUGGAAAUCUUUUGCUUUGUGAUGGCUGCCCAAGGGCAUUCCACAAAGAAUGUGCAUCAUUACCAAGUAUUCCUCGUGGUGAUUGGUAUUGUAAAUUUUGCCAGAAUAUGUUCCAAAGAGAGAAGUUUGUUGAGCAUAAUGCCAAUGCUGUUGCAGCCGGAAGGGUGUAUGGAGUUGACCCUAUUGAGCAGAUAACUAAAAGAUGCAUUAGAAUGGUCAGGAACAUUGAAACAGAUCUUAGUGGAUGUGUGUUAUGCCGUGGCUCUGAUUUCAGCAAAUCAGGCUUUGGUCCCCGCACAAUUAUACUUUGUGAUCAGUGUGAGAAGGAAUUUCACGUGGGCUGUUUGAAAGAUCACAAAAUGGCAUUUCUUAAGGAAUUGCCAAGAGGAAAGUGGUUUUGUAGCACAGAUUGCACGAGGAUACAUGCUGCUCUACAGAAGUUGCUAAUUCGUGGACCAGAGAAGCUUCCCGAUUCACUUCUGGAUGCUGUCAAUAGAAAGCUUGGAGAAAAUGGUUCAGACAUCAAGGCUGAUGUUGAUGUCAGUUGGAGGCUUAUCAGUGGCAAAAUUGCUUCACCCGAAACUAGGUUGCUACUUUCGGAGGCCAUUGCAAUCUUCCAUGAUCGGUUUGAUCCUAUAGUUGAUAUAACAAGUGGACGUGAUCUAAUUCCAGCUAUGGUUUACGGAAGAGAUGUAGGUGGACAAGAGUUUGGAGGCAUGUACUGUGCCAUAUUAAUUGUCAAUUCUCUAUUUGUAUUUCACAGCUCAUUUGUUGUAUCUGCUGCAAUGCUGCGUGUUUUUGGGCAAGAUAUUGCAGAGCUACCGUUGGUUGCAACAAGUAAUGGUAACCAUGGCAAGGGCUACUUCCAAACAUUGUUUUCAUGCAUUGAGAGGCUGCUAGCUUUCUUGAAAGUCAAGUGCCUUGUUCUCCCGGCUGCUGAAGAAGCUGAAUCCAUUUGGACCCAAAAAUUCGGUUUCGAAAGAAUUAAACCAGACCAGCUUAGCAGCUAUAGAAGAACUUGCUGCCAGAUGGUGACAUUCAAGGGGACAUCAAUGCUUCAGAAACCGGUCCCCUCAUGUCGGGUCGUAGGUGCUCCAUUGUGACAAUGGAAGGUGUGAGGUUUCCCUCUAAUCUUGCCUGCCUCUCCUCUCUGUGUAUAGCUCAUAUAUUUUCCCCCACUUUUCUUAGUCUAUUCAGUAGAUGAGCUCUAUUAUCGAUCCCCAUUUUAGUUUUAUAUUAUACCUUCAAAGUGUAGCUUUCCCCUUACCUUCUCCUUGGGUUACAAACGGUCUUCAUAGGUGAUGGCUUUAGGCAAAACCAGGAAGCCACUCCCCCAGCCGGCGGGUAAACACCCUUCCCAUUCAUGCUUCUCUAUAUGCAUGCUUGUGAAUAUUCAGGUGUCUAAAUAUGUUAGUAUGAUGAUUUUAUAGUUAGUUUUGCCAUGGAAUGAUUUUAGAAGGAAAAUUUGAAAUCCUUGGUUCAAAUUUUUGUAUUGU
Molecule: messenger RNA, 3564 nt
Organism: Momordica charantia (bitter melon)
Lineage: Eukaryota; Viridiplantae; Streptophyta; Magnoliopsida; Cucurbitales; Cucurbitaceae
Product: Acyl-CoA N-acyltransferase with RING/FYVE/PHD-type zinc finger domain-containing protein
Biological process (GO): positive regulation of transcription by RNA polymerase II
Cellular component (GO): nucleus
Molecular function (GO): chromatin binding; RNA polymerase II transcription regulatory region sequence-specific DNA binding; histone binding
Source: RefSeq, a predicted model, not a curated record